Messenger RNA from Symbiodinium natans, 1209 nucleotides. NCBI's taxonomy places the organism in Eukaryota, Dinophyceae, Suessiales, Symbiodiniaceae. The record is from the annotation of a GenBank genome assembly.
AUGAGAAUGAUUGAUAUAGGUUUUUGGGAAGUCUCUCCGAAUUGGGAUGGGUUGAAGGAAGCAUGCUUUUGGCAGGCACCCGUCCGGGCUGCAGCAGCAACAGCAGUGGCGCAUACUGCGGCCAUGGGUGGUGCAGAUGUUUUGGGUGGCCUGUUGAAAGAAGACAUGCCUGAGUCAGACGAUGACGAGGCCGGUGAGGCCAGUGUCCGCAGUCUCCGUAUGGCGGCAGCUCUACAUGGCUUGUCGCAGUGCUCUGAUGAGUUGAUGUGCCCCUGGAUGAACUUCAUAGUGCACCGACUGCACGACCCGUCGCCCUGCGUACAACAUGCAGCGAAGGUUGCGCUUCAACGUGUGGGAAGUUCCUGUGCCAAUGCUCUUGCAGAAAACCUGAGCACGGAGGAUUCCUUACAUCGAGCAGCUUUGGCUUGUGCUCUUGGCCACGUCGGCCCCAAUGCAUUACCCUACACCAACAUGUUGGCAAAAUUGUUGGAUCCGAGCAUUGAGACACAAGCGAAAGUUCGGAUCGCAGCCGCCGAUGCGCUUUGCAGCUUGGGGCCACAAGCAGGGCAUUCUGCUGCAUCUGCCUUGAUGGACUACCUGCUUCUUGCUCCUGAAGGUGAUCUUGGAGCCCAGGAAUUGGAAGCGGCAAGACGGGCCUUGGUUGGGUUGCGGGAUGUGACUCCUCAGCUGCUACCUGUAGCUCUGAGUGACUCACGCCCGGAAAUCAAGUGCGCUGCUCUGGAGAUUUGUGAAGCGCUCGGGACAGCUGUGCUCGCGGGCAUCGGAAGCGAGGUGCUCGAUGGCAUUGUCGAGUGUGCAGCCUGCCCCGAUGACCUCGUCAGGCAACGCACAGUGCAGGCACUGGGAGUGCUUUCCGAUCCGGCCAUACCCAACAAGGUCCUUCCCAAGCUCCUACAUGAUGCAAGCCUUUUGGUCUCGAAGAUGGCGGUAGCACUUGCAGGUAAAUUGGGGCCACCUGCAGGGCAGCACGCAGUAGCUGUGGCAAGGCAUUUAACCAGCUUCGACCCAGAUCUCAGACGAACAGCAGCACUGUCCUUGGGCCAGCUGGGCCUUCUACCACGAAGCACUGCCAAAGAUAUUUCCGCAACCUUCAAGUCUGAGAAGAGGGAGGACGUGCGGGUGCUUUUGAUCAAAGCUUUGGGAGCACAAGGCGCGGUGAGCCUGGUGGCUUUUUUUGCUCAAGCUUGA